AUGCCCUGCGAGACUCCACGUCCGCGUAAGAGGGUACGCUUCUCAGAUCCAGGCCCUACGACGCAGGAUCUUUCAGAUUACUCGACUGGCCUUACUCCAGUAUUGUGUCGAACUUCUUUUGAGGAGAAGGAGUACGGUUCUCAACGCACCCCGAAUCGCCCGUCACGUCGCCGGCCCACUCCUCUUCCACGGUCUCGCCGAUCCACUGACAGUCCGAUACCACGAGGUUCUACAUCACCCGAGAGGGUUCUGCAUUUCACGCCACUACGGCAGCUAUUGGACACGCGGACUCAACGCAGGAUCAGACGUACAGGCCUCAGUAACGAGAUUACCAACAUCGAACGCGAAAAGCGAGCAGUAGCUCAGUACGAAAGAUCUCUCGAGACGCUGCUGCGCGAAAGGGACACUUUGAAACAAGAACUCGAGGUGGCGAAAAGAGAAAACACUUCCCCGUCAAGUCAAUCACCAAGCCACGAUGGAGAAUGGAUGGCACCGCAGGAUCGGAUUGAACAUCUAGAGUUUGCCAACGAUCGACUGAGGGCACACCUAUCAUCAUCUGCUCAAAGUAACCACCAGGCCAUAGCAUCCGACAGCGACACAGAUACGGUGGACACGAUUUUGAUAAAUGAUAGCGGUUUUGAUGGAGACACUAACUUAUUCAUGUCGGAUUCUCCCGAUCUUCGUGCAGCUGGUACGGGCCACCCUAUUAUAGACAGCUUUUCACUCAGCCAAGAGCGAUCAGAUACCGAUGCUUCUGCGCAGACAUCAUGCAACAUGAACUCUGACUUCCUCGCUCUCUCUCGGGAUCUGAAAGCAGCGGAGAACGAGAAGAAAAAACUAUUCGAAGCGUGUCGCUCGCGUAUUCACUUGCUAGACGAUACACCCCUUGGACACCAUCUUCGUGAACGUUCCCCUCCACCCGACUUCCUCGACGACAUUAUCCCAAGUCUCAUGCAAAUGCUUACCCGUGCUUCAGACGCCACGCAAACUUUGAGUGAUAUCCAGGCUGAACUCUCUAGUCUCGGCUUCAACGGUGCAAGUGCAUAUGAGAGCGUGGAAGAAUUGCACAACCAAUUUCGCACUGCACGUCUCGAGCUGGAACGGACAGUCCCUGGAGAGACGGCCGAUGCUGGCCUGAAUGAUGGAAUGUCCACGCUGAGUGCACUUGUGAAACGAGUCAAGGGGCUCGUCACGGACCUUGGUGAGGAACGGACGCGCCACCAGGGCUCGGCUGAUCGCGAAAGGGCUCUGCGAGGACAGUUUGAUACCCUUCUAGUCCGCUAUGAGUCCGCGUCAAAGAAGAUCCAGGACAUGGAAGAGUCGAUCGUGUCUUCUGCAGGGGAUAUGCUCCAUACGAGAAUGAGAAUGCAGGAUCUCGAACGUGAAGCUCAGGAGCAGGUCAUCGGUAUCGAUAGAUUAAACACCGCGCUGAGCAAAUAUCACGGCGAAGUCAAAGGCCUUGAAGAACUCGUGACCAAGUUAGAAGAGGAGAAAGUCCAGCGCACCGAGAGCCAUGCCCAACAACUAUCUGAAAUAGCCCAUAAGCUGGCCGGUGAAGAACAAGCGCGUCGCACGGCCAAUUCAACCAUUGCAGAUAUGGAAAGGUUGAUUCGCGAGCUAGAACAGGUUAUUGAACAAAAUAGGAUACAGGUCCGCGGCCUCACUGCCAAAAUGGAAACAAUUGAGCGCGAGCGCUCCGAGGUGGUCGAAAGCCAAAGGAGCAAUGCUGAGAAACAUGAACAUGAAAUUGGUCUGUUGAAUGUCCGGGUUGCUGAACUCAACACGGCAUUGGAGUCUGCCAAAGCGGAAGCAGAGAAGCUCGGUCGCAGCAAUUCUGGCCUCGAAGAACAACUACGACUGGAGGUUGAAACAAGAGACGGCUUUCUGGAUAAAUGGGUUGCGGAGCAGACACGAGCAUACACAACAAUGAAGGCUGCAGUCAGCGCUGAACGUCGCAAAGCAAAGGUUCGAGCUGCGAACUGGGAGUUGAAGUCAGAUGAACUGCAGGCAGAUGGCAUGGGGGGUGGCAGCGAGCCCAUCACCCCAGUCAGCAUGACACGAUUUGUUGAUGUGGAGGUUGGACGGGGGAAGCAUCGAAGGCGGCUCGACAGUGGAAUUGGUAUUCUCACUGAGGACGAGCUAGAAGACGAGGUGGACGUUGUUCCCUCGGACCCAGCCGAUCUUUAA
Molecule: messenger RNA, 2187 nt
Organism: Aspergillus versicolor CBS 583.65
Lineage: Eukaryota; Fungi; Ascomycota; Eurotiomycetes; Eurotiales; Aspergillaceae
Exons: 1
Coding region: 1-2187 (728 amino acids)
Source: RefSeq, a predicted model, not a curated record